Molecule: messenger RNA, 363 nt
Organism: Tachysurus vachellii
Lineage: Eukaryota; Metazoa; Chordata; Actinopteri; Siluriformes; Bagridae
Product: galactose-specific lectin nattectin-like
Exons: 6
Coding region: 1-363 (120 amino acids)
Source: RefSeq, a predicted model, not a curated record
AUGGCUCUUCAGACCAAAGUGGUGAUGCUUCUUAUUCUCGCCACAGCAGGAACAGCUUUGGCUGUGGCGAACCCAUCAUCAGAAGCUGAUCAUGACAUUGACAUGGAUCAGGCAGUAAAGAGUGCAUUUUCUGACAAAUGCCCAAAUGGAUGGACCUCCUAUUCUUGUCGCUGCUACUUGUACAAUGGCACCACACUGGAUUGGGCUUCUGCAGAGACAUUCUGUCAGAAAUCUGAUGCACACUUGGUCUCAAUACACAGCGAGAAUGAAUAUCAGAAGAUAAAGGCUCUUAUCCGUACUUAUGACCCCACGGAGAAUCCAACACUCAUCGGCCUCAGUGACUGUCAGAAGAAAAGUGGCUGA